GGGCUGAGGAUUUCCUCACCGGCCCGCCCAGCCCCCAUGUGGUCCCAGCAGUGGGAAGGGCUGGGGCUCGUGUGUUAGAGCCUGGAAGCCCCCAGACUGGUCCGAUUGUCCCCAUGUCUCUCGCCAUGAAAGCCCGGCAGAAGGCGAAACGGAAAGGGGCAGCCAAGGACCGGGUCUUUGGGUGUGACCUGCUGGAGCAUCUGCAGCAGUCUGGCCAGGAAGUCCCUCAGGUGCUGAGGAGUUGCACAGAGUUUGUCGAGCAGCACGGCAUUGUGGACGGGAUCUACAGGCUCUCUGGGGUCUCCUCAAACAUCCAGAAGCUGAGGCAGGAGUUCGAUGGUGACCGCUGCCCCGAUCUCAACAAGGAUGUGUACCUGCAGGACAUCCACUGCGUCAGCUCCCUCUGCAAAGCCUACUUCCGGGAGCUCCCCAACCCUCUCCUGACCUACCAGCUCUAUGACAAGUUCGCGGUGAGUCUGUCCCUGCAGUUGGAGGAGGGACGGUUGGUGAAAAUCAAAGAGGUGCUGAAGGAGCUGCCAUCCCCACACUACAGGACCCUGGAGUUUCUGAUGAGACAUCUGGUUCGCAUGGCUUCCUACAGCUCCCAGACCAACAUGCACGCCAGGAACCUGGCCAUCGUCUGGGCGCCCAACCUGCUCAGGUCGAAGGACAUCGAAGCCUCUGGGUUCAACGGCACAGCUGCCUUCAUGGAGGUGCGGGUGCAGUCCAUAGUCGUGGAGUUUAUCCUCACCCACGUGGAGCAGCUCUUUGGAAAUGCCCCUCUCUGUGGAAGUGACCGUGAGAACCUCCGGAAAUCCCUCCUUCUGUCCGGCCUGGGGUUUCCAGGAAUCCACCCCGAUUGCCAGACCCUGUCCUACAAUUUGCCUGCCAUGCUGAACCAAGGGGACGGCCCGCCGCAGAUCCGAAGUGACCGUGAGAACCUCCGGAAAUCCCUCCUUCUGUCCGGCCUGGGGUUUCCAGGAAUCCACCCCGAUUGCCAGACCCUGUCCUACAAUUUGCCUGCCAUGCUGAACCAAGGGGACGGCCCGCCGCAGAUCCGCCCUUACCACACCAUCAUCGAGCUCCACGAACACAAAAGAAAAGGAUCCCUGAAGGCAAAGAAAUGGAGGUCGAUCUUCCACCUGGGCAGAUCCAGCGCUGACUCCAAACGCAAGCUGGCCAAGGCGGAGGAGAAAGAUGAUAAAUCCAUUAAAGUGAGCUUGCGCCCGGCCAAAAGCAUGGACUCCCUCAGCUCCAUGCCGGAUGCUAACGAGGAUGAUGCCAGGUUGGGCAGGAAGAGGUCACAGAAGCAGGUCCUCCAGCGCCGAGAGAGUUUCGACAGCCCCUCCUCCCGGGACGAGAGCUUCCUGGAGUCAGAAGAGCAUCCCGACGGGAAAUUCAAGGGCGAGGAAGGGCAGCAAAUGCUGGAGUCUGAGGGUGAAGCCAACACCAAAUCAGAGCCCACAACCCCCAAAGCUGGCCGGGCCUCGCUGGUGGGGGGCGUCCCACAGGGCCGCUCACCCAAGAAUGCACGGAACCGGGCAGAGAAGUGUGCUGGGGUCCAUAUCUCCGUCCCUUUCUCGGUCACCGUCCCGUUCCAUAUCACCUCCAACAUCACCCUGUCCCGCCUGACCCGGGGGCUGGAGUGCCCGGCCCUGAGCUACUGUUCCUUAGACAAGGAGGCGCUGGAGAACUCGGCCAAGGAGCGAGAAGCAGAGGAUGGACUGGGCGCUAAGAUCCCCCUCACCAAAGACGAUCACAUGGCAGAUACACAGGCGGCAAGUGCUCCAGACACGGAGGAGAACAGAUUGUCUCUGGAGGUACAGGACUCCUUCUCCUUUCUAGACAACCAGGACAGCUGGCAGGACUGUGGCACGGAAGGCGAGCAGCCAGAGAAGAGCUUGCUGGAAGAGUCCACCUCCGACUGUACUGGGGACAUGCUGGAUGGCUUCUCGGGAAUGGAUGAUGACAUGGAGUGCAGGUUCAUGAAUCCGGAGGAGUUCUCGGUGGAGCCGCCCCUGGAGUACCUCUCCAUCGAGGAGUGCAUGAACGAGGAGCAGUACUACCUGGCCCCUGGCUACGCCGACAUCGAGGAAAUCUCUGAGGACGUGUUCCUGAGUGCCUACGAUGACUUGAGCCCCUUAGCUCCCGAGUUAGAGAAGCUGCGACAGUUCGAUGCAGAGCACACAUCAGAGCAGGCACAGGGUGGAGAAACGCCUCAGGAGCCGUUGUGCCACCAGCCCAUGAGACCUGCUCAGGAAGGGUCAUUACCUAGCAACGCCAAUGGCUCCUCUUCGUCUAAAGAAGGCAGCCCUGCCAAAGCGCCUCUACCAGAUGGUCUCCAUGCUCCAGAACCUGCCAAGCCAUACAAGAGCAAGGAGGCUGCCAAAGAUCUCGGCGGUGCCCUUCGCCAGCCACAAGGGCCUGAGGAGAACGUGGCUGAAGGGGUGGCCGCCCAGCCCAGCCCAGCCCUCCAGCGAGAAGACAACACAGAGGUAAUAGAGGGGGAUGGCCUGGAAGCCAGCUGCUCGCUGCGCAGAGCGGGCCCUAGCCCACACAGAACUGAGCCCCCCAUGGAGAUAGUGCCAGCGGGGGAGCACCACAGCUGUCUGGAGAGCGCAUGUCCCGCAGCCCAAGCCAGCCAUGAUGGAAAGGAGCAGGGGCAGGCCCCGAGGCUAAGGGAAGCAGAGCUGGCUCUGGGUGCUCAAUGCAGGUCUGUCCAGGAGGUCGACAGAUGUGCCCCAGAAGAAGAGAGAGAGCAGGAGGACCAAAGGCAAACUGCUCCUCCUGCACCAGAAACCAAACAGCCAGAGAGUGGAAAGGGCUCACCUCAGCCCCUCACAACGGAGGCCACCCCUGGCUCCUUGCUGGGGUCAGUGACUGAGGUCGCUGCUGCCCCCAUGUGUGAGAGUGGCCCUAUGGCCAUUGCCCCCUUUCUAGAGUCAGACCUCGAGGCCGCUGCUAUCCCCCCAUAUCCAAGUGAUCCCCAGGCUUCCAGCUCCUUGCUAGAGACAGACCACGAAGCCCCAGCCGCCCUUGUGCAUGAGAGCGGCCCGGAGGCAGCUCCCUUGCUCAGCACUAGCUUGGAGGUGACAUCCUGGUCAGGCCCUUGGCUUGAGGCUGCCCCAUCACUGGGGAGCGGCCCCACAAGCCUUCCCCUAGAAUCUGGACCCCUGAGGCCCACACCCUCUCCCACUCCCCCCAAGCCUGACGUGCCUGCUGGGGUGCGCCCCGAUGGCAGCGCCCCCAUGAGAGUCACUGCCAGCAACGUCAGAGUCCAGCAAGUGAAGUCUGUCCCCGUAGUGCCCCCCAAGCCCCAGUUUGCCAGGAUGCCUCCUACCACGAUGAUGUACCCAGGUGAGGCAUCCACGUGGCCCAAGCCCUCUGCCUCAGAGAAGAGCUGCGACGGCACGUGCCUGCUGGGCCUGGGCGUGUGCUGCAGACACACAGAGACCCUGGUGUCCAACGAGGAGCCACCCCCACCCAGCGCCCAGGAGAAGUGCCCCAGUGGCAUGGAGAGCCGCGAGCCUGCUGGGGGCUCUCUCCAGAAGCAGAGGCAAGCCAGCUGGCGUAAUGGUGGCAGCAUGUCGUUCGACACGGCAGUGGCUCUCGCCAAGGAGAGGCACUUGGCCCAGGCCCCCGUCCGAAGGAUCCAGACCUAUUGCGUGGGAGAUGGUCCGGAGAUGCAUGGCAGUGCCAAGCUGGAGAAGCCCCCGUCACUCCCUAGGUCUGCCCUAAAACCUGUGGGACAGCGCCCUCUGCGGCCACUGAGCUGCACCGGGGCACUACUGUCUCCAGACGCCCUGGCUCUGGGCAAGCCCCCAACCCUGCCUGACACGGCCUGCGACCCGCUCCUGUCGCCUGGUCGGGAGCCGCUUUCCUUCACCCUGGAGCCCACCGCACGGAGCAGGCUGAGCUUGCCCAGGCUUAGCCAGCGGCCGUCCGACACGGAAGAGGCAGCGGGGGCUCUCCUGCAGCAGCGGCGGUCGCUGGCUUUUGAAAUGAGGGACGGAGGCGGGACGGCAUUGUGAGCGAGCGGUGGGGACAGUUCCAUGCUCCUGGGUUGCCGGGGGCUGCCAGAUCUCAACCAGUGACCCAGCAGGCUGCUGUCUUAAUGCAUCGCCUGGUUCCCGCUGCUCCGAGUCCAGCCCUGCUGUGGGUGGCUGGCACCGGAUGACCGGGACCGGGUGGGUUGGGUUGUGCAGCAAAAGAAACGCCGUGUGCCUCAAGGAAGAGGAUCUACCUUCUGGGAGCAGGGUCUCUGAACCACAAUGGGCCACGUGGGCCCCAGCCUCCGCCAGAGCGAACGCCGCUCAGAUGUGAUCGCUGAGUCAGCUCUUCCCUCAGCGUCUCAUUUUCAGCAGAGAAGAGAACUCUGGCUCCUCCAGCCAGUUACCUCCACUUCCACCAGGGCUGAACCACAACAAUCGUGCUCUUGGCUCCCCAACCCCUUGGCCCCUUUUGCUUUUAGGAAAUGGACAAGGUGAGAAUGUUCCUCUCUCCCAAAUUCAACCCCAGGACUUUUCCCUGCCUCCUGUUAGUCUGCUGCCCUUAGCUGCAAAGGCCAACUGGAUAUGUCACAGACCUACAGCAGUCAGGUGGGUUGUACGGUAAUGGGCAGCAGCCAAGGUAUGCUGCUGGAGCCAUGCAGGACAAUCUGCUGCUUAGAGCUAUCUCCUUGUAAUUUCAGAGAAACCACCGGCACUAGUGCUGCUUGUCCCUUAUUUACAGUCACUAGGCUCACCAGAGAGGCCAAGGAAUGAGCCAGCCCUAAUAGCUGGGCUCCUUUCUGAUGCUCCCUUCAGGGCAGGGUUAGCAAGUGGGGAAUGUUGUGUCUCUGCAGCCCAGCCUGUCCCUUUUCUUUGGGCAACAACACUGCCGAAAGGCCUAGAAAAUCUAUGGUAGGAAACGAGGCUAUGGCCGAUGGCCUAGAUGAGAUAUACAGGCACGUCCAGCUCUAAUUUUGCAUCUUCCUGCCUUUAAUAUGAAAGGAGCAGCUGAGUCCAGGGGCGGAUUGUCCCGGCAGGAUACCAGGCAUUUCCCGGUGGGCCGGCGGCCAAAGGGCCAGCUGGCGGCUGCUGGAGGAAGAGGGGGAUUUGUGACGGAGCGCCACAGCCCCGCACUUUAAAUUUCCCAGCGCUGUGCACCGGCCAU
This is a messenger RNA of Pelodiscus sinensis (Chinese soft-shelled turtle), 5154 nucleotides long. The record is from RefSeq and is a predicted model, not a curated record. NCBI's taxonomy places the organism in Eukaryota, Metazoa, Chordata, Testudines, Trionychidae.